GGGCUCAACCCACACAGCUGCAUGUAUCAGAUCACCCUACCACACAUGCUCACUAGAAACACACAACACAACACACACUGCUUAACUCUCAUCUCACACCCCAGACCACCAUGGAUGAACUUGACAUGCUUUUGGAGGAGUUGGCUCAGAGCUCCACCCAGACUUCAAAUGUUCCUGCACUCAUUCCACCCAAAACUCUCCAGCUGGGAGCCUUGGAUAAAAGUAACAACACAACACAGCUUGAACAAACUGAAUCUUCUGGAUUUGUUGCUGGUCCAGGAAAUAAACAUAAUCCCUACAGCGUGGUUCCAGUCCCUGUGAAGGCAGGAGUGAUGAGUCCCGGCACAGCUACACGGGAGCUUGACUCCAUCAUGAAUGAGCUGCUAGGGCUAGGCCUGGAGGUUUCAGAAUCAGUUCCCACAUCAAACCCACCUCCAUUGGCUUGCAAGUCAUUAAAAGACAAAAAACCUGAGGAAACUAAAGAAAGUAGUGGAAGCCAAAAAGAGACUAAGAAACCACAGCAUCCUCCUCUGUCAGUGAAAGUAUCCAAGAAUGUGGAUGCUAUAGACGACCUGCUGGGCUCUCUCAGCACGGACAUGGAGAAAAUGGGGGUACACACAGCUGCCAAAGGCCAUUGUGCUUCUUGUGGCAAGUGUAUAGCUGGAAAGAUGAUCACAGCUCUGGGUCAGGUGUGGCACCCAGAACACUUUGUGUGUACGGCAUGCAGGGAAGAACUCAGCACUUGUGGUUUCUUUGAGAGAGACGGCAAGCCGUACUGCGAGAAAGACUACCAGAACCUCUUCUCCCCUCGCUGCGCUUACUGCAAGGGUCCUAUUAUUCUGAACAUUCUAACAGCGAUGGAUCAAACAUGGCACCCAGAACAUUUUUUCUGCUCCCACUGUGGAGAUCUGUUUGGACCUGAUGGUUUUCUGGAGAGAGAUGGUAAACCAUAUUGCUCUAGGGAUUUCUACCGCCUCUUUGCACCCAAAUGCUCUGGCUGCGGAGAGCCAGUGAAGGAGAACUAUCUGACUGCAGCCAAUGGAACCUGGCACCCUGACUGCUUUGUAUGUGCGGACUGUCUGAAGCCUUUUACAGACGGUUGCUUCCUUGAGUUGAAUGGUCGGCCCCUCUGUUCCCUGCACUACCACUCUAGACAGGGCACUCUGUGUGGGACCUGUGGAGAGCCCAUCUCGGGGCGCUGCAUCGCUGCUAUGGACCGCAAGUUUCACCCUGAUCACUUUGUGUGUGCGUUCUGCCUUCGUCAGCUGAGUCAGGGUGUGUUUAAGGAGCAGGGAGGGAAGCCGUACUGUUCAGUAUGUCAUGAGAAACUCUUUGUUUGAAAGAAGUACUGUAAGAUGAUUCCAGAAGUGUAAAAAUUAGUUAGGGACUUCAUCUUACAUCAUGAUAUUUUUACAUCAAGCCACUCUGUGGCCCUCUGGAAGUUUGCAGAGGCCCCCCAGUUCGCCCCAGCUCCCUGAUUGAGAACCAAUGUUUUAGAAAGAAAAAGCUAGAAGGAAGGAGUGAUACAUACACCAUUUUUUCAAUUUUGUUUGAGAAAAAAAAGAGAAUGCAAAUCAAAUGCAGAAAAAUGUAAACUGCACACCAAAAAUAUUGUUAUAAAUAACUAUAACUAUAAUAACUAUAGCAACUUGUUUCAUGUCAUUAUUUAAUUAUAUAAUUUUCACAUCGCAUCAAUGAAGAUGCUCUAAUAAAUGUUCAUUAAAUUGAAGGGAUUCACUGGAUUCACUGUCUUUUAUUCAAUUAGAUUAUGACAUGAAUUACAUUUUGCACUCAUAACAUAACAAAACAAACAUAUAUCCGCAGUCCUUUGAGGAAAUUCUGGGUCUUGUAAAUGCUAUUGAUGUGUUAUUUCUUUAAGGUUUCAAUGACUAAGAAGACUCAAGAUCCUAAUUAACUUAAUACCAUAUGUGUUUUCAUAGCCCAUGCAUAACAGUGACAUCACGCGGACAUUUUCUGUAAACAUUCAGAAAGGAUUAGAGUAACACUGACCAUCAUUUUCUAGCUUGAAUGUACACGAUCUCUACAGAAGCCGGUAGAUUUUGUUGUGUGCCUGAGGCAUUGCUCAAGAUCCCUUGACUUGUCAGUUCACUGCACUGUUACUCAGGGUUCAGUCUGGCAGUACGUUAAGGACGAGCCUUCUCAUCUUCAAAGAAUGCAUGACAGCUGCUUUCUGGGAGGAUGGGUCAAAGAUGUUUAUCACACCAUAACAAUCAUGAAGCACAAGAACCUCCCACAGUGAGUGGACAAAAACACUCAUACAGUAUGUGGUGAAUUUAAGAUUUUAAUGCAGUGGCUUAAUCUAAUGUUUGAUAACCAUAAAUGACAAAUUCUGUCAUAAUGCUUUUACUAUGACUAUACUAUUAUGCUAUUACUGACAUACAAGGAAACACUCCUUAAAUGUUUUAAUGCUAGGGAUCCCCAAAUUUAACAAUCCCCAAUGAGAAUACCUUCCUCAAAUAUAUACUGAUUUUGUAUUAAUUUCAUUAAA
This is a messenger RNA of Carassius gibelio (silver crucian carp), 2509 nucleotides long. RefSeq names its product leupaxin. Gene Ontology annotation, molecular function: actin binding; muscle alpha-actinin binding. The record is from RefSeq and is a predicted model, not a curated record. Gene Ontology annotation, cellular component: filamentous actin; Z disc; stress fiber. The transcript has 9 exons. NCBI's taxonomy places the organism in Eukaryota, Metazoa, Chordata, Actinopteri, Cypriniformes, Cyprinidae. Bases 111 to 1340 code for a protein of 409 amino acids. Gene Ontology annotation, biological process: actin cytoskeleton organization; muscle structure development.